This is a messenger RNA of Neoarthrinium moseri, 840 nucleotides long. RefSeq lists its product as uncharacterized. The record is from RefSeq and is a predicted model, not a curated record. Lineage: Eukaryota; Fungi; Ascomycota; Sordariomycetes; Amphisphaeriales; Apiosporaceae. The transcript has a single exon. Bases 1 to 840 code for a protein of 279 amino acids.
AUGGAUCUCGUAUCUAGCAUCCGCAAGUCGGGUUCCCGCGGCGGCGUCAACUUCAGCUGGGACGAGGUCGCAGGUUCUGCCCAUCGCGAGAACUACCUCGGCCACAGUCUGAAGGCCCCCGUCGGCCGCUGGCAGCAGGGCCGGGACCUCACCUGGUACGCAAAGAAUAGCGGCGCCGACGCCGGUCCCUCGGACGAGACCGAAGAGGAGCGUGAGGCCAGGGAACGUCGCGAGGAGAUAAAAAGAGUCAAGGAAGCCGAGGAGGAUGCUCUGGCGCGUGCGCUGGGCCUCCCCCCGCCCGUGCGGAACUCGUCCGGGGCCAACGCCGUGGAGGUGACCAAGUCACGCAUCGGUCCACAGCCGGAGGACAAGGAGGAGGGAGACAAGCCACAAGACGACAAGACGUCCUCAAGGAAACACAGACGGCAUGACGACCCUGAGAGGCGGCAUCGGCGGAGACACAGAAGCCGCAGCCGGAGCCGCGACAGGCGGCGCGACAGGUCGCCCAGGAGGAGGGACGAGCGUGAGCCACAUCGGUCAAGGAACGAGCAUCCCGGAAGAGAGCGAGGGCCGAGGCGAGGAAAAAGCCGCGAGCGCCAGGGCGACCGGCCACCACGGCGUCAUGACGAUGGCCGCCGCAGCCACCACGACGACAGACACCAUCACCGUGAUGGCCGGAGGAUGAGUUUCAGCCGGGACGACGAGGAGAAGAGGGCACACCGAAGUCAUCCCCGGAACAGGAGCCAAAGCCCUCGCGGUGAAGCGCCACGCAGGGAAGAGCAGCCGAGACCGCGGUCUAGGGAUAGGAGAAGAAGUCAGAGUCCUGGCCAAAGGAGGUGA